CCCACUGUCGAGCUUGGUGACUCGGUGCCCGCUGUCGUGCCAGAUUACUCGGUGCCCGCUGUCGUGCCAGAUGACUCGGUGCCCGCUGUCGUGCCAGGUGACUCAGUGCCCGCUGUCAAGCUUGGUGACCCAGUGCCCGCUGUUCUGCCAGAUGACUCGGUGCCCGCUGCUCCGCCCAAUGGCCCAGUGCCCGCUGUUCUGCCAGAUGACUCGGUGCCCGCUGCUCCACCCGAUGGCCCUGUGCUCCGCCCAAUGGCCCGGUGCCCGCUGCUCCGCCCGAUGGCUGGUGCCCGCUGCUCCGCCUGAUGUGCCUCUGCCUGCUGCCCAGCCUGAUGUGCCUCUGUCCGCUGCCCAGCCUGAUGUGCCUCUGUCCGCUGCCCAGCCUGAUGUGCCUCUGUCCGCUGCCCAGCCUGAU
Staurois parvus is the source of this 415-nucleotide messenger RNA. The record is from the annotation of a GenBank genome assembly. Lineage: Eukaryota; Metazoa; Chordata; Amphibia; Anura; Ranidae.